Limulus polyphemus (Atlantic horseshoe crab) is the source of this 8863-nucleotide messenger RNA. RefSeq names its product WD repeat-containing protein 11-like. The transcript has 26 exons. Lineage: Eukaryota; Metazoa; Arthropoda; Merostomata; Xiphosura; Limulidae. Gene Ontology annotation, cellular component: cytoplasm. The record is from RefSeq and is a predicted model, not a curated record. Gene Ontology annotation, molecular function: protein binding. Bases 132 to 3935 code for a protein of 1267 amino acids.
UUAAGUCGACACUUGUAAAUAAAUACUGAAAAUUGAGAUAGUGAUUAUAUAGUGUUUUUUUCAGUCGUUGAUGGUAACUCAAACCAAAUAGUAUAUAAAUUUUUAAGUUUAACUUUAUUACGUCAUAAGAAAUGCAGAAUUCUGAUAAACAAUUAAUGGAUUCAAGCGCAACCCCCGUUAUUCAAAGAGUUUCACCUCGAUCAGCAACAGGAGCAUUAUCACCAUUAAACAAAGGUGCAAUCGAUUGGGGAUGGCAGUCUUUUGUUGCAUAUGGUUGCCACAAUUUUGUUGUUGUUGUAGAUACUCAGCAUAUGAAGGUUUUUCAAACCUUGGAGAACCAUAAACAUGACAUCGUAAAGGUGAAGUGGUCUAAGGAAGCCCACUACCACGAUCAGUGGUUUCCAUACAACCUAAAGUUGGCUUCUGCUGAUACUGGUGGUAGUAUUGUUAUAUGGAAUGUGGCUGAAGCAACAGUGAAGGCAUCAUUUUCUGAUGGAACCAGAGCUGUAACAGAUCUUGAAUGGCUGUCAGGAAAUGAUUCCUGUCAGAACUUCCUUGCAGCAUUGCAUCCUCCAUACUCGAUCAUCAUCUGGAACACGGAAACUGGAAGCAAGGUCUGGAAGAAAUCUUACACUGAAGUAUUGCUGUCUUUUAGUUUUGAUCCAUUUUGUGACAGUAAUGUUGUUUUUCUAGCAUCAGACUGCAUACUAUUUGUUGAUGACUUCAGUGUGUCUAAAGUGCCAUCUAGUAAUGGCAGAAAGUGCUAUAUAUCCAACCCAUCAACUAUGACAUCAAGUUUACAGUCUUUGAAUACAUUAAGUACUGGAGGUAGUAAUCGUAACAUUAGUGAAGAAAAAAGCAAGCCCCGCAGCCUUCUUCCACGAAGAAUGAAGUUUCUGAUUAGAGAAGAGUCAAAAAGUGGCUCAGAAGAAGCUAUUAGCUUGAAUGACUGUCUUCAGCUGGCUUUCCAUCCUGCUUAUCGACAUCACUUACUUUUAUUAUACCCUAAAGAAGUGUUAAUAUUGGACUUGGAAAUAAAUCAGACUAUAGGUAUAAUAGCAGUAGAAAGAAAUGGAGCAGCAGUAACACAGAUGUAUCCCUGCUGGCAGAGGGAAGCUGUAUUUUGUCUUCAUGAAACAGGAAGUGUUAGCUUACGAGUACGUCACAAAGGAACAUCACUUGCUUCUGUCUGUACACCUUCUGAAGAUACAGUCUCAGUUGGAUCUUUUGACAACACUGUGGAACUGUGUUAUGAUAUCCGCUGUCAGUCUGAUGCUUUACGUCUUACUAAACAUGCACGUUUGAUGGGAAUGGCUGUCUGUCCAAAAUCUGAGUGUAGAGUUGCGGUGUUAAUCAGUGAUGGGAGGCUCUUAAUUGUGGAAUUGAUCCCAUCUCAACAGAAAGUUGAUCUACCUGUUAAAGAGAAAGAAGAAUUAAAGGAAAGAGAGCGACCAACAAGCUGCUGCCAAUUGCCGUAUUCAUCUUCAGUUCCUUCACCUUGCUUGUGGUUGUCGGACAUGUUUGGAUCAUUAGUACAGAAUUUAGACCCAUAUUGUGACAAUGAAAAGGAUAUACUGCCAAAUUCAAUGUCAUUAAAGUUUCUUAUAACUGGAUAUCUUAAUGGGUUGGCACCACCACCUCAUGUCAUUCGCAUGUGUCCACCUGUUACCUUUCGCAACUGGACAGUCUACAAGCCAUUAAUGGCAAUAGGAAAUGCACUGGGAGGAGUACAGGUUUUCAAUAUGGCAACUGGAAUUAUUGAACGAGAAUUUAGCUUACUAACUGCACCUGUCAGAGGAAUUGAAUGGGUGAGCCUGACAGCAUUUUUAUCUUAUGCCUAUCCCAACAUGAUGGCUAGUUGUGGCAAAGUUCGUAAUGAACUUGUCCUAACAGAUGUGCAGUCAGGUCGAACAAAGGUGCUACGAAGUGAAAAAAAUGAGGAGUCUCCCAUUGAGAUGCUACGUGUGUCCUACAUGAAACAGUAUUUUAUCAUUGUCUUCAAAGAAGAACCUUGUGAAAUCUGGGACUUGAGAACAUUAUAUUUAUUGAGAAUCAUGCCCAAAACUUUCCCAACAAUCACUGCUUUGGAAUGGUCCCCAUUACACACCAAAAAACAUCACAUAAGUAAUGAAGUGGAUGGAAGUGAUAUUCAAGAUUUUAUGUCAUCAUUUUCAGUUUCCAGUAUUGUCUCUAAAUCAUCUGUAACUUCAAAGACCAUGGUCCUUACCCGUGAACACUUUGUCUUUACUGACACUGAUGGCCAACUGUAUCACUUUUCAGUGGAAGGAAACGUUGUACGAGAUGGUUCCAAGAUACCUCCAGAUGCUGGUAUGGGGACUAUAACCUGCAUAGCUUGGAAGAGUGACCACAUUGUUCUGGGUGAUGUUGAUGGAAACUUAAAUCUGUGGGAUUUAAAGAAUAAGGUUUCCAGAGGAAUCCCCACACAUCGAGGGUGGAUAAAGAAGAUUAGAUUUGGCCCUGGUAGAGGUAACCUAAAAGUAUUGGUGCUAUUUAAUGAUGGGGUGGAUCUCUGGGAUAUCAAAGAGGCUCAACUAAUUAGCCAGACAAAAUGUGCAAAGGACAGGCCAAAGGUUCAAGACAUAGAUUGGGCUGGGUCUGAUAGACCUGUAUUAGCAACAGCAGAUGGAUGUUUUAAGAUCACUGAUAUUAACCUGAAAGUUUGCUCUUCUCCACUUCAAGACCAUCACCCAACAGAACUUCCACUCAGCCUUCACAUGUUGCCAGUAAAACCUGCUUUUCACUUCAAGAGUCUUCUUCAGCAUCAGCCAUGGCAAGAAAGUUACACACUCAGCAUCAAAGAAGAGGAUGGGUUUAGUCCAGAUGAAGUUAGCAUUCUUCAGAAGCAGAUAGAAACAAUUGAUUUGGAAAUCCAGGAAUACUUAAAGCACUGCCCAUUUGGAAUAGCUGAACGUUGUUUACUAGUGGCUAGGUUAAUUGGAGACAAGGAAGCCUAUCAGUUCUGGAAAGUAGCUGUACAUUAUUUGAAGCAAGAAGAAUUAGCAUUGGAAGUAAAGACUUCAGAUAAACAAGAAGAGAAAGACUUACUGGAACUUAGUGGAGAUACAUUUAAACCAAGACAAAAACAAAGCUGUAUAGAUAAUCAAAAUAUCUUGUCUCCCUUCAACGAAGAAUACUUGGACACUUGUUUUGACACCAUAUGUGAUAACCAUGUAUAUCAGAAACUUCAACUUGAGAGGCUGCUUCUCCAUGAUUCCAAAAGAACAACUCAUAGCCAGAGCAGGAAAUGUGCAGAACAGUUUUUACUUCUUGGACAGACUGAUCGAGCUGUUCAGUUGCUUCUAGAGGCUGAAACAGGACAGGAACACUAUUAUGUGGAUAGUCUGAGAGCCUGCUUGAUUGCUACCAUUCGUUCGUCUGGAGCUUCCCAGUCGGUGAUCAAGUUGGUUGCUACAAAUCUUAUUGCUAGUGGUGCUAUUUCAGAAGGAGUAGAGCUGUUGUGCUUGAUUGAUAAGGGGAGUGAUGCAUGUCGAUAUCUGCAAGCAGCAGGCCAAUGGGAGAAAUCAGUUCGAUUAGCCAAGGUCAUACUUCCUUACACAGAAUGCCAGGAAGUCCUAAAACGAUGGACAGAUUAUCUUUGCUCUCCUCACAUGAAUCAAAAGACUAAAGCUCUUCUUGUUCUUCUGUCAAUGGGACAGUUUGAGAAAGUGUUGGAAAUGCUUCGUACUUUCCGGAUGACAGAGAGGGCAGCACUAUUCGUGCAAGCGUGCCAAGAAUUUGGUGCUAUAAAGAAGAAUGAACAAACUGUAGACAUUAUUGACACAGUGCUACUAGACUAUGCUCGUUACUUGCUAUCUGUGAACAACCGUCGGGGAGCACUGCAUUAUUGUGAGAUGGUUGGAGAGAAAGGGAAAGACUUGAAGAAAGAGAUUGAAUACUUGUGUGAAGAGCAGUAACAGAGUAUUAAUAAAAACAUUCUUUUAAGUUUGUAAUUAAAAGUUUUGUUGUGAUUAGAAAACAAUCCACUAAUGAAAUAUAUUGAAAGAAAUAUAAAACAUAUUAACUUAACUAUUAAAAAUAUCUAUUCAUAAUUAUUAUUUGUGACAUGCAAUAUAAGUGAAAUAAGGAGCUGUAGGUAUAACCUAAUGUUGAUUUGUUUCAAAAAGUUGUUUUACUUCAAAAUUAAACGAAUGGUCUUUGUAAACAGCAUGAAAUCUACCAUAAAAGAUCAGGAAAAAUAUACUGCUGCUACUCAGCAUUUCACUUUACAGCUUCUUCUCCAGCUGAUAGUACUAGGCUUGAAGUUAUUUAACAUUAUCAGAAUAUUAAUAUAGUUUCAUGCACUUAUUUGUAUGUGUGUGUGUGUUAUAUUGCUGUUAGUCUUCUGUUAAUAUUUUCCAUAGUCACUCUUCCGGGGUCCGAGGGGAACCUGUCAUAAAAAAUGAUUUAAAAAUACUUAAAUAGUAAUAAUAGUAACUAUUAUUUUGAAAACAAAAAAAACACUAACACUCAAAAUAUUUUCUUUUACUGAUCAAUAAAUGAACAUUGAAUAUUACAACUUGUUUCUUUUUUACCACCUAAACUAAGUGUAACAACUGAACAUCUGUAACAACUAGCUGAAUAUCUGUUAUUUAAUUGCACUAUUCUGUAAUAUUUCAAAAAUGUAAUGUUCAACAAUAAUUACACUUGUACAAGUUUGCAUAUUGAAGUAUUUUAGGAUAUUCUGAAGUAGUGAAACCAGAUUAAGCCUAGUGCUGUCAUUUUGAAAAUUUGUGUAGGGCACUCCCAAAGUAGCUGUAAAGUGAAUCAUUGAGUUAAUGCAGUGAAACCUCAUUAAUCCAAAUAUUUGUAAAGAACUAGUUCUUGUGGAUUACCAAGACAUCAGAAUAAUCUAGCCAGUCACUUUGAAUACAGUGAACAUUAUCAUGCAAAGGUGCAAACUAAUAAGAGUGGGCAUGAACUGGUAAACAAAAAGUAACUGUCUGUGAAAUAAACUUAUCAGUCUAUUAUUUUAUACAUCAUCAAUAAUUGUACAAGUUACAUGAUCAAGGUGUCAUGUUAUUAUUUUUACAUGUUAAUGUGGCUUUCAUUUAGGUUUCUUAUAUAAAAAUUCAUCACAUUUCAAUUAUGUGUAUAAUUAUAUGCAUCUUUGUUUUGGAGCACUGUGAGUUGAGGUGACUGUAGUAUAAAUCACUCUGAUGACCUCUCGAUACCUGUUAUAGUUUAUAUGUAUAUCCUUACUGUGAAGGUCAUUCUUAGAAGGACUGUCAUAAAAAGGUACCCAUUUCAAAUGUAGGGGUUUUUGAUCAGUAAUAAUCUCCUAAUUUCCUGUUCUGAUCGACUCCUAUUUGGGUCUUGUGGAGUUACUUAUUCAUACAAAAUGUAUGUUUGUUAUGAGAAAUAUUUGUUCGGAUUUAGAACGUGAAUUUAUGUAUUUUUGACUAAAUUUCCUCUUGCAAAGAUUGUCGUACGAAAGAUCAUCUGAAUUGUGAAAAAUCUGGAAUGUCAUUGUUUGUACUAAUGAGGUUUCAGUGGAUAGAAUUUUUUCUAAACUCCCAUGGUCAUUUUCAUACUUUUUAUUAUGUCACCAUUACUUCAAUUAGCAUUGUGUAAGUUUAAUUGGUCUUUGUAUCUACUUUGACACUCAAUUUCCACAAACUGAAUGCUUUUAGAACAUUCCAUUUUAUAAUGUAAAAUGUUUUUCUAGUAUGUUUCUUUUGUUUAUAGAACAUGUGGAUAUUUGUAAAAGCAUAUUUUUAUUAAACAUUUUAUUCCAUACUGCAUCAAGUUUAGCUUAUACCAGAAAUUGUCUUAUGCUUUAAUGUUGAAAUAAAUCACUAUUUAGUUCUUCUUAUCUCUCUAUCAUUAUUAGCACACCAUUUGUUUCACCUUUAUAAUAUUUUUUAUGGUUUUUCAAAAUUAAAUGACCCAUAUAUCAACUGUGGAGUUAUUGUUUGAGAUAAUGCAGCAGCUCUCCACCAAUAGAAGUGUUACACAACCCCUAUCGUAACCAGCACUCAUUAAUUACUUGUCGGUUGGCAAUAAUACUGUACAGACAUGCUUGUUUUUGCUCGCAAAUUUUUUGAUGUUUUCAUUUAUGAUACAGACUUAGGUUUUUCUUUACUAUGUUUUUGUUAUUUCUUUAUUUGCAGGGUCCUCUUUGCUAGUGUAUUGUGAAUCCCACUCUGUGGCAAGUGGUGCCUGACCGGUAUAUUUUUUUUGAACAUCUGCACUGUCCAUCCUGUGACCAUUAUCAAUGUCAUUUACGUUGUAGCUAUUCCUACCUUGGACCUGAUGUACAAUUCCAGAUGUUGCCAGGUCUUGGUUGUGUGUCUCCGUUCAAUUGUCAUCUAUGCCAAAACAGUUACGUUGCAGGAUUAGGUUAUGCACACCAUAGAGAUGGGGUGUUCUGUAGGAUUGCUAGUAGUUCUCUCUAUUGGUCUUUUGCUUCAUAAAUAUGUUUGUCUCAGACUGUACACUUAUGGACAUGCAUGAGUAAAGCAGACAGGGUUUGCUGCCCAUCUCUGAUGCUCCCUGGCAUUGAGACUCUUCCUACCGCUGACCUGAUGUACAAUUCCAGAUGCCACUAGGUUUUGGUUAAUAAACUCUGUCGACAUGGUAGCUCUGCUUUUCAAAAUAAGAUAUCGAGGUCACCUGUUGCAUUGUCUCUGGUGAUGUGGUCCUUUGGACUCUGUAAUGUGUUUUCCCUCCUUUUUUUCUAGUGGAGCAUGUGAGUUCUUGCCACUUACCAGUUUCUAGCUACUGGGGUGGUGGACCAUGGAGGUCUGUCUUCUUGAGUGAUGCAUCAUACCACUCGGAUGAGAGUAGGGCAGUGGCAUUCUAUGGGUAUUGAUGGCAUAUAGCAAUUCUUACCUCAUACCUCAUGUACAAUUCCAGAUACCUCCAGGUUUUGGUCAUAGCACUAUACUGUAGUAAUGUCUAUAUAUCUGACAGAUUGCUUUUCCAGCCUUGGCAUUCCUCCUUCCUGCUAUCCUCCAGAUGUACAUUCCUGGUAGAUCUGGUGCUUGUUAGAGAUGGCCCGGGCACAAUUAGAAUCAUAUGUCAAUAGUAUGAUGUCCUUCAUACUGCAGACCUGAUGUACAAUUCCAGAUACCACCAGGUUUUGGUUGAAGCACCUUGCCACAUCACUACUAUAUAUAUAUAUAUUGCAGUUUGCCCCUCAGGGUGAGACAUUCCUCUUACCUACCAUCCUCAGGGUUAGGUUCUUGGGGGAACAAGUGUUGGUUGGAGAUGGUCCAGCUAAGUAAGUCCUUGCAUAUUUUCUGGCCGGUAUCCCUCCUUCUACUAGAGACUGGAUGAAAAAUGCCCAAUGUCACCAGGUUUUGGACUGGAGAUGCACCCCAUGUUUGCAGUCCCUCUUCCUACUGUCUGCUGGAUAUCAGUUCCCGAUGGAUCUGGUGUUGGUUGUAGCUGGAUGCAGCUCAUGUAUUCCCAUUUGAGUACAGCCGGAUAUUCUCUUCCUGUUGUGACAUGGAAGAACCACACCCAAUGCUACCAGGUCUUGGACCAGAGAUGCACCCCAUAUUUGCAGUCCUUCUUUCUACUGUUUGCUGGAUGUUAAUUUCCAAUGGAUCUGGUGUUGGUUGUGGAUGGAUGCAGCGCAUGUAUUACCACUUGUGUACAGCUGGAUAUUCUCUUCCUACAGUGGCCCAGAAGAACCAUACUCAAUGCUGCCAGGUUUUGGACCAGAGAUGUCAUCCAGUUGGGGCUUUCCUCCUUCCUACCAUCUGCUGCAUGUUGGUUUGUGGUGGAUGAGGUGUUGGUUAGAUUGGAAAUGCUUACAAGUGGAGACAGACUUUGGUAUGGAAGCUUAUCUUCCCUACCAAUUUUAAGGUGAAGAGGUAGGUGAUUCUCUGCCUACUGUGGAACUGUUGUACAAUUCCAGAUUCCACCAGGUGUUGGAUGAGGUUGAAUUACAACUAUGGUCUAUCACAUCCUAGCUACUCAACACCAGGUGUCCCAUUACAUAGUAAUAUGUAUUAUCGGAUUCCCUCAUUUUUUUCUGCCUUUUAUGUUUACGACACAGUCAUAAAAGAGUGAAGAGUAUACCUGGAUAAGAUGUGGUGUGGUCUACUGCUGAGGUGUGAUAUUUUCUCUUUUUUUUUGGUUCCACACCUCAUGGUCUUUCUUUGGGCUCUUCCUAGAAGGGAAUCAUUUUUUCACCAGCCUUCCACCAGUUCAAUGUGGGAUUGGAUAUCGUAUUGGAAGUUAACAUUUUUCUAAAUUGAAAAUGUAUUUCCAAUAGAUACUUACCUCCUAUCACGUUUUCCACCCAGCCUCCUCACUUCCAGUGACACGUGGUGUAGGUCUUCUGACCAAUCUCGAAGUGAUUAAUAAGUGCAACUGUGGAAAGAGCUCUGGUUAUGAUAGGGGUUGUGUCAUGCUCCUAUUAGUGGAGAGCUGCUGCAUAAUCAUUUACAUGUGGAUAUGCAGAAGCGAGAGGUGGAAGGCUAGUGGCAAACAUAGAAAAUUUGUGAGUGGAGGUAAGUAUCUGUAGGAAAUAUACAUUUUCAGUUUAGGAAAAUGUUAACUUUCUUUUAGUAGCUGCACAACAAUAUUUACUUUUAAAUGUCUAAUAACAAAAAAGUUAACCAACUCGAUAACAUUCUCUGGUAUCAAGCUUUCCAGAAGCCCUGCUUUUUCAUACUCUUUUGUUACUCCCCAUAAUUGUUCUUCAUUAAAAAAAAUUAUCCUAUUAUCAGUAGUUUGUUUUUGUUGUUUCCUGGGUAAGGAUAUUACUGCAUAUGUUCUAAAUUUUUGUUUGUUUGCCAGUAUAUUACUUUCAUUAGCAAUAAAAUAAAAAAGCUUGUGUUUUAUCCUGUGAUUUGUAACAUCAGUUUAAAUAAACAGAGAAGAAUGAAAA